Trichoderma reesei QM6a is the source of this 2310-nucleotide messenger RNA. Its product is annotated as oligomeric Golgi complex component 3. Gene Ontology annotation, cellular component: COG complex; membrane; cis-Golgi network. Lineage: Eukaryota; Fungi; Ascomycota; Sordariomycetes; Hypocreales; Hypocreaceae. Gene Ontology annotation, biological process: autophagy; intra-Golgi vesicle-mediated transport; Golgi organization. The coding region runs from base 1 to 2310 and encodes 769 amino acids. The record is from RefSeq and is a predicted model, not a curated record. The transcript is spliced from 5 exons.
AUGUACGAAGACGGCUGGUACAGCUUCGUGCCGGAGCUCAGCAGCAGCAGCAACAAUGGGAGAAGCGAGACCUCAAACGGCAAGCCUCGAGGCCACCAGCGCAAGGAAUCGCUCCUCCAGCAGCCCAACGUGGGUGUCUCGUCUCCUGUCUACCGACAUACGCUCGAGGAUGUCCUGGAAGAGCUCGAGCACACCAAUGACCCUCCCGAGCCCACGUUAUCCCGCCGAGCCGCCUCAUAUUCCGACUUCUACGAUGUUGUCAAGGCGGAGCUUCACAAACAGUCGCAGCGCAGGCCGCGGCGAAAAGCCGACAGGAGGAGCAGACACUGGGAGGCCUUGACCCUCUUCAACGAGAGCUCUGAAGCUUUCCACUAUGCUCAAGAGGACGCCGGGUCAACGAAACUGCUAGACGACCGACUGCUGGAGGAGAGCCAGCGAGAGUACCUGCUUUACCGCGACCAACUGAAGGUGACUGAGCGCCAUCUCGAAGGCCUGAUUAGCAAUGCCAAUGACGCGCUAAUGCUGCUCACGACCUUGUCGCAAUCCUUCCAGUCUGUCGAGGCCCAGACGUCGACUUUCCAGGCGCAAUGCGAAGAGCUCCUGACCGAGCAGCGGCGACUGGAGAAGCUGGCAGACGAAGUUGGAACUGAUCUAUACUACUACGGCUAUCUGGAGAAAGCAACAAGACGGCUGAAUGCUCCCGGGGCCAGUCAAUUGGUAGAGGACGACGACUUUGGUGAGAUGGUGGAGAACAUUGAUGCCUGCAUCAAGUUCAUGACCGCCCAUGAGAAAUACCGCGAGCGUGACUCGUAUCUAGCACGAUACAAUGCCCUGCUCACAAAAGCAUUGCAUCUUCUGGACCAUGGCUUCAACAGUUGCCUAGAAAAAGUGUCCAGUGACAUUGGGCGUCAAAUCGCCGCCACGAAGUCAGAAUCUGCUCGUCACGCACUCGCCUAUGGCAGGUUCGAAGAGAUGAUGGCGCAAUCUUACUCCCUACUACCAAACGUCCGGAAGGUGGUCCGAUCGGCUUACCACGUAUAUGGCCAGCCAGUAGAAGCCACGACUACAACAGCGACAUAUGCCAACGUCGUCAACACCAUCUUUCGAACAUACUUUUCUACCCGUGAUCGAGACUUGAAACUGAUGACGCAGCAUGAUGUAGACGAGUACCAGAAAGAAGUCAAAAGCUUGUCGGUAGAGACAGCUUCCAGAAACUUUGUGAAACAGCUGUUUGAGCGGAUUUAUAGCGAAGAUGGCCUGUUUACCAAGAUCUUCAGCAUAGAGCUCGCUUGGAGCCCCUCUCCCGACUCCGCUUUCCAUGCUGUCAAGCAAAUCAACACGGCAAUGGUUCACCCGGGCAACCUCGUGCCGUUGGCCACCAACUUGCAAGCCGUGCUUCAGAACGCUCGGCUCCAGGAAACAUGCAACGUGGUUGGCUGGCUGGCCAACGAGUACGCCGUGGCAGAGGUUGACGAGGAGGAGUCGCCGUCAUUCAGGAAGUACAGAGAGUACGCCGCCAGACUGCUUGCAGACCACCUCUGGCCUUUUACAGACAGUCUAUUCGAAGCGGAGAUUGUCAGAUCCAUCACCAAAGCCCCAACGCAGGAUGGCCACCUCAAGAUUGGCCCCGUCGUGGGCGGAGUGGCCUCUUCGAACGCAUAUCCCCUAGUCAAGCGCGCCAUUGAGCUUUUGGCCAUGUUUGAUCAGGCAAUGCCCAAGGAGAGAUCUGCCAAGAACAGCCCGGUUGUGUUCAAGAUUGUCCGCGAGACGAUACAGAUUCUCCAGCGCGCCGAGGCAAGGAUCAAAUCGCUCAAGACGGACACCGAUCCCGACCUGUUCAUGGUCAAGAAUCUACUCAUCAUCAAGAACGAAUUGGUGUCGCUUGAGAUUGGCGAUAUCCGAAGCCAGCCGGCCAUGCAGCACUUUGGCCAGAUCUGGGACACGCUGAGCCCACAGAACUGGGUGGGAUUCUUCGCGAGCAUCAUCAGCGGCAAUCUGUGGUCUCGAGGCGCACCGUCCGUCACGGCCAAGACGCUUACCGUCGAGGACAUGAGCGAGCAGCUGGAUGAGCUUCUGCGCCAGUCCAUUUACGCCUUUACGAAGCGAUGGGCUUCCCUGAUCAAUGACUCCCAGAGCCGAAAGCCCGGCGUGAAGCCCAUUGCAAAGGUAGAGGCCGAGCUGGAGACCAUACUCGACACGGCAUUCAGUAACCAGCCCGAGGUCAUUGCGAAGCUGAAGGAAGCCAUACAGCAGAAUGCGCAGGCGCAAAAGGAGGCACAGGGUCCUGGGAACGGGGCUCGGAGAUAUUAG